Messenger RNA from Trifolium pratense (red clover), 2749 nucleotides. Its product is annotated as serine/threonine-protein kinase PKH2-like. The transcript has 2 exons. Gene Ontology annotation, cellular component: cytoplasm. Gene Ontology annotation, biological process: protein phosphorylation; signal transduction. Gene Ontology annotation, molecular function: ATP binding; protein kinase activity. NCBI's taxonomy places the organism in Eukaryota, Viridiplantae, Streptophyta, Magnoliopsida, Fabales, Fabaceae. The record is from RefSeq and is a predicted model, not a curated record. Bases 496 to 2544 code for a protein of 682 amino acids.
UUCACUCUCUUGGAAAAUUUGUAGCAUCACAUCUUGCAAGAUAACAAGAACACAUACAUUUUUCCUUUUCCUAUUUUUUAUUUAUUUAUUUAUAAAAUUUCAUGGUUGAUGCAACCUGGAGGAGGAUGAAUUAAAGAAUUAUUUUAUUAAUUUGAAGUCACAUUGAAAGUGGUUUACACUGCAUCAGGUUUACAAUAGAAGGAGCUUGAUAUAUCAAUCUCCUUCUUUGCCACAAUACUUAUCUGGUUAGCAUCUAAACUUAUCGAUGAAUUACCUAUGAAUCACUGACACAAACAGGAAUACCAGAACAAUGAAGCACUAACAUAGACACGAACACCAGACACGGCACAAACAUGUGGCACAAACAUGUCGGACAUCAGACUCACCUUUAAUCUGAAAUGUCGAUGCUACAUUGUGAAUACAUUGGUUUAUGUUUGUGAAAGAAUAUUCACAACCCUCUUUUUGCAGGUUUUGUUUUAGAUCAAAACCAGAGUUAUGGAUCAAUUUAGACAGAUUGGUGAAGCACUUGGAAGUUUAAAGGCUGUGAUGGUGUUCAGAGAGAACAUUCAAAUCAAUCAGAGACAAUGUUGUCUUCUUCUAGAUGUUUUCAACAGUGCAUAUGAAUCUAUUGCAGAUGAGGUCAUACAUAAUCUGAAAUUUGAAGAAAAGAAUGGAAAGUGGAAGGUUCUAGAACAGCCCUUAAGAGAGAUCCAUAAGAUUUUCAAAGAAGGAGAGGUUUACAUUAAGCAUUGUUUAGAAAUAAAGAAUUUUUGGGCUAAAGCCAUUACCUUAUGUCAUAACACAGAUUGUGUUGAGUUUUACAUACACAAUUUGCUUUGUAGCAUGCCUACUGUGAUCGAAGCUAUUGAAUCGGCUGCUGAGACAUCAGGUUUGGAUCUAGACGAGAUGCAAAGGAAGAAGCUUAUCAAUUCGAAUAAGUAUAUAAAAGAAUAUAGAGACAUGAAGCUUUUCAAGUGGAAAUUUGGGAAGCAGUAUCUUGUUACUCAGGAUUUGUGUAACCGUUACGAAACGAGUUGGAAGGAAGAUAGAUGGUUUCUUUUCAACAAAAUUCAUGAAAAGAAAGUGUCAGGUGCAACAAAGUACGAGAAGAAGUUGGUAGAUCUACUUUUGAGGAAUUUAGAAGUGUCGGAAUCGUUGGAAGCUAAGCUUCUGCCAAGUUCAAUAUUGGUUGGUUCUAAGGACUAUCAGGUGAGGAGAAGAAUGGGAAAUGGAAGUCAAUAUAAAGAGAUUCAUUGGUUAGGCGAAAAUUUUGUUUUAAGACAUUUUUCUGGUGACAUUGAAGCUUUGGAAGGUGAGAUCAAAGAGCUUUUAUCGCUUUCGCAUCCAAAUAUAAUGGACUGUCUUUGUGGUUUUACUGAUGAGGAAAAGAAAGAAUGUUUUUUGUUGAUGGAAUUGAUGAGCAAAACUCUUAGCACGCAUAUUAAAGAGAUUUAUGGUCCGAGGAAGCGAAUACCGUUCUUGCUUCAUGUCGCGGUUGAUCUUAUGCUUCAGAUUGCGCGAGGAAUGGAAUAUCUGCAUUCAAAGAAAGUGUAUCAUGGAGAAUUAAACCCUUCAAACAUUCUUGUUAAGCCUAGAAGUACCUCUUCAGAAGGUUACUUGCAUUCCAAGGUAUCAGGGUUUGGUUUAUCUUCUGUUAAGGACUUGAACCAGAAAGGGUAUUUAAAUCAAAAUGGAACUCUCUCAUUCAUUUGGUACUCUCCAGAGGUACUUGAAGAGCAAGAACAUUUGGGAGGCGCAUUAAUUUCCAAGUACACGGAGAAAUCGGAUGUGUAUAGUUUUGGAAUGGUUUGUUUUGAGCUUCUAACCGGUAAAGUCCCUUUUGAAGAUAGUCAUCUUCAAGGGGAGAAAAUGAGCAGGAACAUAAGGGCAGGAGAAAGGCCACUUUUUCCACUUCAUUCGCCAAAAUAUGUUAUCAACUUGACGAAGAAAUGUUGGCAUACCGAUCCAAACCAACGUCCGAAUUUCUCGUCCAUAUGUAGAGUUCUUCGUUAUAUAAAAAGAUUUCUUGCAUUGAAUCCUGGUUACAAUAAAGAAACAGACCCACCACCAAUGCCACCUGUAGAUUACUGUGAUAUAGAGUCGACACUUUUGAGGAAGCUUCCUUCUUGGGGAAUUUCUGAAUCAUCGACAAUAUCUAAUAUUCCUUUUCAAAUGUUUGCAUAUCGAGUCAUCGAGCGAGAAAAAAUGAGUACUUCCUCUAAAGAUAACUCUGAAUCUGGAAGUGACGCUUCAGCCUGCGGUGAUGAUCUUGCUACUUCUGGAGAUGAGCCAAUUCUAUCAGUAAUAGAAAAGAAACCUUUAACUCAUCCUGACAUUGUGAACAAAAGGAUGCUUACACUGACCAGGAAAUCACUAGAUUCGAGGAUGAAACCAGGUACACUGAAAGGGAGAUUAGAAAGACCUCCACAAUUGUCCACUCGAUUGCGAAACUUGCGGAUUAAUUCAGAUAAACAUCUAACAUCAAGUCCAAGGAUAAUAAGAAGAUCUGCUUCUGGUCAUGUCUCAGACUCUGAGCUAACUUAGAUCACAACAUAUCAUUUGCAAAUUGCAAGGAAGGAUUCACAUAAUUAACCAGUAUAGUUUAAAUUAAGGAAUUUUUGACACAAGUAGUUUGUGAAUAAGGUUAGUAACAGAAAAAAGUACUGUGAUAGUGUGAUUAACUCCCUUGUAUUCAUGCCACAGAAAGAGUCUCUUUAAUGCAUGAAAAUUGAAAAACUUUCUUCCACCA